AUGGCUGAGGCUGCAGGACUCGCCAUUGGUGCAGCUUCCCUUGCCGGCCUCUUCUUGACUUGUAUCGAAUACAUGGAAUGUUUCAACCUUGAUCGGAAUUUGGGACAAGAUUCUGAGGCGUCCGUUGGGAAAAUGAUGUUGCUGGAGGCGAAGCUGACAGCCUGGGGGGCGUCGCUGCGUGUUGUUGAGGUUGGCAGUGUGCUACCAAUCCUGAGAGGCCGGUGGAAUCAAGAACAGGAGACAAUUGGGAAGGCGUUGAUGCAGAAAAUGCUACUAGUCUUCAGGACAUCGAGCAUGCUUUUCGAUCCUCAGCAAACAACUCGACAGCAGGAAACAUCAUUAUGGAAGAAGACACUCUGGGCUGUUCGCGACAAAAAGAAGUUCGAUGCAUUGAUUGACAAUCUUGCUUUCUACAUUGAUAGCCUAGAAAAACUGAGCGAUAGACUGAGGCUACGGCAAAAAGCUCUCCAUUUGAGACUUGAAGGGAUCAAUUCGAGUCACGAUAUGCCUACGCAGGAAAGUGCUGCUACAACGUCAGCCAACCCAUCAGAUCCGCUGGGGACAGUCAUUCUUGACCAAGCGGGACCCGUUAAUGGAAAUAUUGGUAUCACGGACGCCCAAUCGUACGGCCAUAUCUAUGAUAAUGCACACGUCAUGGACGAUGCUAGAGCAAUAGCCAUUGAUGCUGACUGGAUGGAUGCAUGA
This is a messenger RNA of Exophiala aquamarina CBS 119918, 705 nucleotides long. RefSeq lists its product as uncharacterized. Bases 1 to 705 code for a protein of 234 amino acids. The transcript has 4 exons. The record is from RefSeq and is a predicted model, not a curated record. Lineage: Eukaryota; Fungi; Ascomycota; Eurotiomycetes; Chaetothyriales; Herpotrichiellaceae.